AUGUGGGCAGCGGGUGUAGCUGUACAGGAAUGUCGGGAGAGGUGGGGUGCAUCACAGAGAUGCCGAGGAUUUUGUAAUUGGCGGUACAUGGUGCUUAGGACAGGCAGCGUGGAAAUGCCGGGAGCUGGUGUAACAGUACAGGAAUGUCAGAAGAAGAUGUUGGGAGCAGGUGUAGGUGACAGGAUUCUAACGGACCGGUUUGCGCAUACGGACAAGUCCCCGGAUGAGGAAUGUCAGGAACUGUACGAGUAUUGUGGCGGCACGUUCAAGGGCAUUGAGAAUAACUUGGACUACAUCACCGGUCUUGGGGCAAAUGCUAUUUGGAUAUCACCAUUUAUUGAAAACACAGAACUUGGUUUCCAUGGUUACUGGCCAAAAAAUAUCUACGAGACAAACCCUCAUUUUGGCAGUAAACAGGAUCUCAAAGACCUGAUAGCAGCGUGUCAGAGUAGAGACGUGUGGGUCAUGGCGGACUUAGUACUGAAUCACAUGGGAUAUCCUGACGGCUGUCACUGGAGUGGAUGUCCUAUAGAUAAUGCAAAUAACUUCACUGGAUUUGUCCCGUUUAACGACGAAGCUGACUAUCACACCUACUGUGAUAUCGAUUGGAGCAACGAACAACAAGAAAAUGUUGAGAUAUGUCGAUUGGCUUACCUCCCUGAUCUGAAUCAGACAGUCGCGUCCGUGCGCGAGACUUUGUUGAACUGGGUUCGUGAAUUCAACGCGGAGUAUGGUUUCGAUGGAUAUCGACUGGAUUUUGUCAAAGGGGUAUCCAAAGAUUUCUUGGCAGAGGUCGAUGAAGCUAGUGAUUCUUUCACACUGGGUGAGGCAUAUGAUGGGAGAACUGAUUAUGUAGCCAGUUACCAAGGUUACUUAGAUUCGUUACUUUCAUUUCCGAUGUACUUUACGUUAGAGGAUGUCUUCCAGACCUUUCCACUGGGAAAAUUAACACAGAUCCAUGACCAGCUUUUGCGGGAGGCCGACGAAUAUCAGGACACGUCAGUUCUUGGUGGUUUCCUUGACAAUCAUGACCGAAAACGAUUCCUGGCUAACAAUGGUAACUUAGCAACACUGCGGAGUGCGUUAGCUUACCUGUUGAUGGCUAAAUGGAUUCCCAUCAUAUAUUAUGGAACAGAGGUUGGUUUUGAUGGCGGCAAUGAUCCACAGAAUCGCGAGUCUCUUUGGCCUCAUUAUAACACCAGCCAUGAACUAUAUCAGUUUAUUGCUGACGUGAAUACGUUUAGUCGCAGUCUGGGUCAGAAUUUCAUUGACAGCGACCAGACUGAAACAACCUAUGACGAUGAGUUCUAUUCGUUCACUAGACUGGAUACGCUGGUGGCGUUAUCCAACAAAGGUAGUCAGACAGUCGUAGAGCGUACUGUUACCGGCCAUGGAUUCAGCAAUGGAGAUGUAUUAACAAACUUACUGGAUCAUUCUGACCAAGUUACUGUAGAAAACGAUGAAGUACGCGUGACUCUCUCGAAUGGAGAACCGAAAAUAUAUUACAACGGGGAGCUGUCCGGUGCCCAAAUGUCGAAGUCUCUACGAAUGAUUGUUUAUAUGACGUCGCUGUGUCUUACCAGUUUCAUAUUAUAG
Saccoglossus kowalevskii is the source of this 1596-nucleotide messenger RNA. RefSeq lists its product as uncharacterized. Gene Ontology annotation, molecular function: calcium ion binding; alpha-amylase activity. The record is from RefSeq and is a predicted model, not a curated record. Lineage: Eukaryota; Metazoa; Hemichordata; Enteropneusta; Harrimaniidae. Gene Ontology annotation, biological process: carbohydrate catabolic process.